Messenger RNA from Strongyloides ratti, 753 nucleotides. RefSeq names its product Gamma-interferon-inducible lysosomal thiol reductase. Gene Ontology annotation, molecular function: oxidoreductase activity, acting on a sulfur group of donors, disulfide as acceptor. The coding region runs from base 1 to 753 and encodes 250 amino acids. The transcript is spliced from 2 exons. NCBI's taxonomy places the organism in Eukaryota, Metazoa, Nematoda, Chromadorea, Rhabditida, Strongyloididae. The record is from RefSeq and is a predicted model, not a curated record.
AUGGUCGUAAAUAUUAAAUAUCUUUUAUUCUUAUUAUUUGUUUCUAAUGACAUAAUAAGUGGAGCAAACUAUCCAUCACAUCAUCAUUCGGUAUCAUAUUAUGAAUGUACUAUUCCUCCUGACUAUUGGUGUGACUCAGUUGAAAGUGCUAGAUUAUGUGGAGUUGUCCAACAAUGUGAAACUUUUAAUAGAGAUAGGAAACCUAUAAAAAUUUCAUUAAUGUUUGAAGCAUUAUGUCCUUACUGUCAACGUUUCAUAACAAAUCAUUUAGGACCAAUAUAUAAUCAAUUUAAAAAUUAUAUUCAAUUAGAAUUAGUACCAUGGGGAAAUGCAAGAUUUAUGAGAAAUGGACAAAUUAGUUGUAAUCAUGGACAAAAAGAAUGUGAUGCCAAUAAAUUAAUGGGAUGUGCUUUAGAUGUUCUUCAUAUUAAACAAGCAUUACAAUUUAUUGUUUGUAUUGAAAGAAGUUUAACAACUUUAAAUGUUGAUGGAGCAUUAAAUCAUUGUUCAGGUUUUAUUCGUUCACAUUAUCGUAUCAUUAAAUCAUGUUAUACAGGACCACGAGGAAUUGAACUUCAAAGACAAGCUGCUAAAAAAACGAUGUCUGUUAGACCUAAUCCUAUUGUUGAAGUACCAUAUAUUUUGAUUAAUGAUUAUUCACCUAAUUUAGAUGGAAACAAUUUAAAUGUCAAUGCUAUUACACAAUUAUUGCAAAAAUGGACAAAUAACAAAAGGCAAUAUAAGCAUAUGUAG